Molecule: messenger RNA, 4048 nt
Organism: Zingiber officinale
Lineage: Eukaryota; Viridiplantae; Streptophyta; Magnoliopsida; Zingiberales; Zingiberaceae
Exons: 18
Coding region: 215-3580 (1121 amino acids)
Source: RefSeq, a predicted model, not a curated record
UCCCUUCCUUCUUUCCUUGUAGCGACCACGCGGCUCGUCGCCUUCCCCAACACCAACUCCUCUCAUCCUCCCUUCUCCCUGCCCUAUAAAUUGACCGCAAACCCUAAUCUCCCACUCUUUUCGCAUCCCGAUCCCCCUCGUCCUCCUCCCUCGCCGGCGCCGCUCUCUCCAUGCGUCUCCCCUGACCCGUCGCCUCCUCGCACGGCCGGAUCCCAUGGCCGGCGGGCCGCCCGAGUCGGAGGAGUUCGUGAUACGCUCCGGCGUCCGCUCCGGGCUGAAGCGGGAGUUCGCGUUCGCCCUCAGGUCGCAGUCCCAGCUCCCGGCUUCCCUUGGUCGUACCCGCUCCGGAAAGUCGGUUGGUGGCUUUGCCGCUUCGGCGCCGAGGGAGAGUAAGAAACUGAGGGAAUCCCUUCUGUCCGAGGCUGACGAGAAGGCGGUCGAGGUUGCGGUUGCCCCGAUUGUUGUGGAUUGCGACGACUUGGGUUCGGAAGGAAUAGAUGUAGUUGUGCGUGCGGAUGAGGACGCUGUGGAAACCGUCACAUUGGCCGGUAGUUUCGGCGGUUCUGCAUCGGAGAUUGCUUCUUCAUAUUCGAAGCCCUCCGCCGAGGAAACGUUGGUUUCAUUAGAUUGUUGUGAUGAAUCGGCGCCGGAUGACGCUCAAGCAAAUGGAAAGCCUGUCAAAGCCUCAGUUGUUCAUUGUGACGAUAAGCACAAGGUGGAUGUGGAUCCGUCUAGGAGUGGGGUUCCUGUUGGAACUUUAGUGUCGGUUAAUGUCCAGGGUGAAUCUGCCGCGUCUGUGAAACCGAUCAAGGUGUUUGUCAGAUCUCCACUGAGGGGCAAAAUGGGAGAUUUGUUAAAGUCUGCCAAUGGUCAGGCCAAAGCUUUAGGGUCCACCGUGGAAACCACAAUUGUUCUUGAUCAUGGUGCUACGUGCAAACUGAAUUGCAGUUCCCUUGAUAAUUCACGUGCAAUGGGCAAUGCUGUCUUGAUUGACGGGGAUGAUGUAUGUAAUGCUAAUGAAUUGGCUUCUAACAAUCAAUCGAACAGCUUGUUAGCAUUGACGAAGGGGGAUGGUGUACAAGAAUCAAUUCUCGAAAGCCUUCCUUCCACGGCAACUAUGAAUUCUAGAGAACUUUUGCAGGGUACAUCAGCAGUAGCAGACUAUGGCGAUGUUCAUGGACAUUCAGCUGGUUUGCUACAAAAACCCUUGAGGAGAUUUACUAGGUCAAUGUUGAACUCGAAGGCUCCACCUGCUAAUAGAGAAGUCCAAACCGCAGUGCUCUCUGCCAUGGAAAAUGACAAAGAUGGCCGGAUUCAAGAUUAUAACUUUCCAGGACUAUCAAAUGGGAAGGCUACAAGGUCUAAUAUCAAGGACAGAGGCGAUGAUUUGGGCACAGAUGUUAGCAUAUCGAGUGAAUCUAUUGGAUUAGAAGAAAUAAAAAGUGAGGCUUAUUCUUCUGAAUCUUUGAGCACCCCGCAGAAUAAGAUGGAACUAAAGAUGUCAAAGAAGAUUUCUCUGACAAAACUACCUGGUAAUGUAAGAGAAUUGCUGUCAACUGGAUUGCUUGAAGGAUUGCCUGUCAAAUAUUUUACAUCCAAUGGAAAGCGAAUUGAGCUUCACGGUGUUAUUAAGGGCAAUGGUAUAAUAUGCUCUUGUGCUAAUUGUGAUAGUUCAACUGUUGUUUCAGCUUAUAUAUUUGAGCAGCAUGCUGGCAGCACCAAGAAGCACCCAGCAGAUUUCAUUUUCUUGCAAAAUGGUAAUAACCUCCAUGAUGUAGUGAGAGCAUGCCGUGAUGCUCCUUUAAACAUGUUGGAAGCUACAAUUCAAGGUGCAAUAGGUCCAACACCACCAAGGAAUUGCUUUACUUGUCAAAACUGCAGUGCAUCAUUUUCAACUUCACGCUCUGGAAAAUUUGCAUUAUUCUGUGAUUUGUGUAUCGAAUCAAAGCAACACGUUAGGACUCCCGGUCCACUGCUUGGAAUUGCCAGUUCUCCAAGAUUGCCAAGAACAGGCUCUAAGCUAGAACCAUUGCCAAGAACAAGCUUUAAACCAGGAUCAAGCACUAAGCCAGAACAAUUGCCAAGAGCCAGCUCGAAGCCAGAACCACCAAGUAAUUCUUCAAAGAACUUAUCAUCAAUCAAGAAAACCAGUGUGGGAAGGUUAACUAGAAAGGAUCUCGGCCUGCACAAGUUGGUAUUUAUGAAUGGCAUCUUGCCAGAGGGAACGGAAGUUGGCUACUAUGUUCGUGGCAAGAGAUUACUUGAAGGUUACAUAAAAGAUGCUGGAAUAUACUGUAGAUGCUGCAACACCGUGAUUAGUCCGUCACAGUUUGAAGCUCAUGCUGGUAGAGCAGCACGGCGCAAACCAUACAAUAAUAUAUACACAUCCAAUGGAGUUUCCCUUCAUGAAUUGUCAGUUUCUUUGUCAAAGGAUCGGAAGCUGUCAGCUGGUGAGAAUGAUGACCUAUGCAGUAUUUGUGCUGAUGGUGGAAACCUUCUACUCUGUGAUCUAUGCCCAAGAGCUUUUCACACAGGAUGCGUAGGGUUGCCAAGUAUACCAGAGGGAGAUUGGCACUGUCAGUAUUGUCAAAAUCUCCAUCAAAGAGAAAGGAGUGUUGCAUCUAAUGAUAAUGCUAUUGCUGCUGGGAGAGUUGCAGGAGUUGAUCCCAUUGAGCAGAUAUUCAAAAGAAGCAUGUGUAUUGUCACAAGUUCCCAGGCUGAUGUUGGUGGAUGUGCAGUGUGCAGGAGCCAUGAUUUCAGUAAAUCUAGAUUUGAUGAUCGAACAGUUAUGAUUUGUGACCAAUGUGAGAAGGAAUAUCAUGUUGGAUGUUUGAGGGAGCAAAAGAUGGCUGAACUAAAGGAAUUGCCUGAAGGGGAUUGGUUCUGUUGCAGUGAUUGCAUUAGGAUUUGGAAUGCUUUGCAAGAAUUUCUUCUACGUGGAGCACAGAAGCUUCCAGUAUCAAAUGCUGAUGUCAUCAUGGAAAAAUUGAAGAAUAAAGACUUAAACAUGGACACUGGUGCUGAUAUGAGAUGGAGACUUUUAAGUGGAAAAACUGAUUCAGGAGAUAGUAAAUUACUGCUUUCUAGAGCAGUUGCUAUUUUCCAUGAGUCAUUUGACCCCAUUAUUGAGGCUACAACUGGUCGGGAUCUAAUACCUUCUAUGGUUUAUGGGAGAACAGUAAGGGAUCAAGAUUUCAGCGGAAUGUUCUGUGCAGUAUUAACUGUUGGAUCAUCUGUUGUUUCAGCAGGAAUCCUACGUGUUUUGGGAAGUGAAGUUGCUGAACUUCCAUUAGUUGCAACAAGCAGGGAACACCAAGGGCUGGGUUUCUUCCAGGCACUCUUUUUCUGCAUUGAAACAUUGCUGGCGUCUUUGAACGUGAAGCAUUUCCUGCUCCCUGCAGCCGAAGAAGCUGAAGGCAUUUGGACAAAAAAAUUUGGGUUUACAAAGAUAAACUCUGACCAGCUGGUGAAGGUUCUAAAGGGUGCUCGAACAACAGUUUUCCAGGGGACAUCCAUGCUACAUAAACCUGUUCCACUCGUUCAAUCUUCUUAUUCAGUGAGACAGCAAGCUGCAGAGUGAAGGCAACAAUGAAUCCCUAAGGGUCAGUUUCCUUGGUUGGAAAAAUAGGAGGGGGAAGGAAAGGAUGAGGGAGGUGGAGAUGAAAUAUAUACGAGUGAUUGAGCUCUAUCUGCCCUUCUCUUAUCUAACUUGUCACCCAAAUAGAAUUGAGUCUAGAAGGAAGUUGUUCUUUUGAGGGUUCGUAUUUUUGUGUGUAUAUAGAAGAGAGUCUGCUUUGUACAGCAAUUUUUUAAUCUAGAGUAAGUAUGAUGCUUCAGAUGGAGUUUAAAAGAAGAAUAGGAUUUUUUUAACUCGAAAAGGAUUGGAGGGAUCAAUGAAAUUUCUUACUCCAGAUUUUUUGUUUCUUAAUCUGAUCAUAUGCGACAGAUUUUUUGUAAUUGCAUCAAAGUAGAUUUUCCCAAGCGUUUAAUUUGUUAUAUUCUCACAAUCUAUGAUAUUUGUGAAUGUAUUAUGGUAGUAUGCGGAUUG